UUCUAAGCCUGGUGCCAUGUUUGUUGUGAUGUUUGGUUAGAGAGAGAGGAGGCGGGGGUCCACCAGCAGAGGAGGAGCAGGUUUUAGAUUACAGGCCGCCUCUUCUCCGGCACCCAGACGCAGACGCCGCAUUCAGCAAAGGAAACGGAAAAGACGAAACACAGAAGAAGGUUUUCAUUUCAAAACCCCGGGGCAGUGGAAAGAACAGCGAGUUCCUGCAUCUUACUAAACUUAUCCACGUUUGGCUGCGCUGUUGGCGCACAAACCGGAACUUUUCCUCCACUUUGCGCACAUCUCGACCCAGCUGUGCGCAGCUGGCACGACGCACCCGCCCUGUUCGGGAGAGAGAGAGGAAAAAACAGUGACCGGGAGGAGAGAGAGAGAUGUCACCCCAACCCCCUCAGCCGCAGGUGAGGGCGAAUAUCCUGAAGUUCCUCAAGAGUUGUUUGGGAAUCCUCCGGAUUCUGCAGAUUGUGUUCGGAGCCGGCUGGGUCACCAUCGCCGCCAACAAAUACGAGGGCUCCAUCCACUUCGUCCUGUUCGUGGCUGUCCUAUUCUGGCUCCUCACCCUCGCUCUUUUCUUCCUCACCCUGUUGGACAAACAGGACCUGGUUCCGUUGCUGGGUGGGGAGCGAUGGCUGGCCACCAAUUUGGCGCACGACGUGGCCGCGGCCGCGCUCUACGUGCUGGCCGUUGGAGUGAUGAUCUACAAGACGGAAAACAACUCCUUCUGCAACCUGGAGCUGUACACGCACCUCUGCCUGUACAAAGUCUACCUGACGGCCACCGUGUUCGCCUGCCUGUGCUGCCUGGUUUACAUCCUGUCCGUCAUUUACGGAGGCUGCAGAAAGUGCCGCGGCGAGCGGACCGUCAUCUGAUGCACCAGAGCCUCGCCCGUGACAUCACGUAUGGGCUCCUCCACCGCAAGAUGAGGAAUAGUUCACUUCACUGUAAUUUCACUCAGCAGCCACACAGGUUUUGCCUCACAGUCUAUGAAAGUUAGCCAAUUGUAUUUUUCUUUUUAGUGAUCUAUUGUUACAGAGGCUUUUGGGAGACAAAUGCGUUUGGAUGACAUGCCUCCAAGUUGUAGUUAAUAGAAACAGAACGCCUGUUACAUUUAUUAUUCACAUAUUCUUUAGUAAUUUAAUGGCAUCGCAGUCAAAUAAUUGGUGUAUUGUUCUUACAGGGACUUGCAGUAGGGGAGACCGGGGUGAAUUGUAAAGCAGCACGCCUGCACUUGAGUUGUUGUGUCACUGCUCUCAGUUGACAGUAAAAGAUAGAAGCAAGAGAAGGCUGACUCCCUGUAUUGUGCAAGUGCGCCACCAUGCAGAAUUUUCCACCAUCAUGCAGUGCAGGUGAAGCAUGGAAACUAAUGCAGACCAGUCACCUGGGAAAAAGAAGUACAUCACCUUAUUUAUCUAAAUCAGACAAAUUAAUUAUUAGUACUUAGUACAAAUGCAUUUGACAAAAUAGUAUAUUUCUUAUAUUUAACUUUGUAAGACAUGUUGAUAAUGUAGGGACAGAAUGUCCAUGCACAACUUUGAGCUAGUGUCACUAACUGGCUGUGUGCUUUUUUUUUUUUUUUUUUUUUUUUUGUAAAUUUGUGCAACAGUCUUGCAUAUUUUAUCAGAAAGUACUCAAGUGAGUUUAUUUAUAACCAGUUCUAUGGAAAACUUUGCAAAUACAUUGGGGGAAAAGGAUUAAAUAAUGUUUCUACUACAUUUUUUUUUUACCUUUGCAUUCCAACCUAUAUGUCUCAUGGUUUGUACUAACAGUUUGUCUUAAUGUUCUCAAAAAACAAAGAAAAAAGUUUAAACACUCAUUUAUGUACAGAUACAUUUGCAAAAUGCUAGCGUUGCCAGUUCAAGCAUCAUGUGUCAAUUGUUUUUAGAGUAAAAUUGUUGUAUACAUCCAUAUGUUUUACUGGGGGGGGACUUUUUCAAAGUGUCAUAACUUACCCAUAACCCUUUUGGCUGAAAAAACUUUAGCCAUCGUGGACUGAUAGCUUGAAAUUAUCUUACAUGAAGUGUAUCUAAUUUAACCAAGAGACUGUUAUUUAAUGUCAUUUUAAGUCUGGAACAACCCGUGCUAAUCAAAUCAUGUUUUUGUACCUCAAUGAAGUUUUUAAUUUGUUUGUUUUAGCAGAUAAUACAUAUAUUUUGUUGUCAUGCUGUUCCAAUAUUACCAGUGUUAUAACUGUCCCCAGCCUCCCCUACUCUGUGAUGAGUUCAUAUCAGCUUCCCUGUACGUUUUUGUACAGUCAUUUUGUCACUUGGCUACUGUUCCUCUAAAAUCUCCACUUGUGUUACUAUAGAUAUUUUUCAAAAACAUUUCUUUAUAUUUUUAAGUGUUUACAUGUAUGACAGCAUUUUUGGUUUGUUUUUCCUGUCUUUGCAAAUUGUUUAUUUUUCUGGUUCCACAGUGCCUUCUGCUGUAUACUCAACCAGGUCAUG
Thalassophryne amazonica is the source of this 2453-nucleotide messenger RNA. RefSeq names its product MARVEL domain containing 1 (gene marveld1). Lineage: Eukaryota; Metazoa; Chordata; Actinopteri; Batrachoidiformes; Batrachoididae. Gene Ontology annotation, cellular component: membrane. Gene Ontology annotation, biological process: myelination. Gene Ontology annotation, molecular function: structural constituent of myelin sheath. The record is from RefSeq and is a predicted model, not a curated record.